Prosopis cineraria is the source of this 1198-nucleotide messenger RNA. RefSeq names its product peroxidase 44-like. Gene Ontology annotation, biological process: hydrogen peroxide catabolic process; response to oxidative stress. Gene Ontology annotation, cellular component: plasmodesma; plant-type cell wall. Lineage: Eukaryota; Viridiplantae; Streptophyta; Magnoliopsida; Fabales; Fabaceae. Gene Ontology annotation, molecular function: heme binding; peroxidase activity. The record is from RefSeq and is a predicted model, not a curated record.
CCUCCCCACACACUAAACCCACACUAUAAGCUCUCACAAAUCAUACACAUACUCUCGCGCAGCCAAACACCAUGAACAUCUCUUCCAUUCUCUUCUUCCUCUUCCUUCUUCCCUGUGCCUUUGCCGACCUCAGGGUUGGCUUCUACGCCAAUUCCUGCCCUUCUGCCGAGACCAUUGUCCGUCAGAUUGUGCAGAAGAGUUUUAAGAGCGACAGAUCCAUUACCGCCGCCCUCCUUCGCAUGCACUUCCAUGAUUGCUUUGUUCGAGGAUGUGACGCCUCCAUUCUAAUAGAUCCCAAGGGGGGAAAGGGAUCGGAGAAACAGGCGGGACCCAAUGCAUCGGUUCGAGGAUAUGAGGUGAUCGACGAGAUAAAGAGUGCCUUGGAAAAAGCUUGUCCUUCCACAGUUUCGUGUGCAGAUAUCAUAACACUGGCCACCAGGGACUCCGUGGCUCUGGCGGGAGGGCCCAGAUACAACGUUUCCACGGGGCGGCGAGAUGGCCUGGUGUCUAAUCCCAACGAAGUCAAUCUGCCCGGACCUUCCUUCUCGGUGUCACAGGCGCUCCAAUCGUAGAGACAAGGAUUGACGAUGAAUGAAAUGGUGACUCUUUUGGGAGCUCACACGGUGGGCUUCACCCACUGCAGCUUUGUUCAGGGCCGACUGUCCAGCUUCGGGUCCCGUGAUCCUGCCAUGGACUCUGCUUUGGAUUCUAAGCUGGGCAGAACGUGCGGGUCAUCGAGCAGGCCGGCGAGAAACGACCCUCGUGUGUUCUUGGACCAGAACACGUCCUUCGUUUUCGACAACGAGUACUAUAACCAGAUCAUGAAGAAGAGAGGAGUGCUUAAGAUCGAUCAGAACUUGGCUGACGAUGCAUCGUCCAGAGGCAUUGUUUCGGGUUUUGCGGCCAACGGGGGUAGCUUUAUGCAGAGUUUUGCGAAUGCCGUGGUCAAGAUGGGAAGCAUUGAUGUUUUGGUUGGAAACGCCGGAGAUAUCAGGAAGAAUUGCAGGGCUUUUAAUCAAUGAUUUCUGGAUUCGUUUUUUUCGGAGAGCGCCGUGGUUUAUUAAUUAUUAUUUUGAAUAUCGGAUUUUUAUUUGAGUAUGUAGUUAAUUUUAUAUAUUUGAUAUACUUUUGUUUUAUCAAAUCAGGUGAACUUUAAUGUAUUAAUAUUAAUAAUAUUAAUGAUAAGAAUUUAUUAUAA